Cetraspora pellucida is the source of this 155-nucleotide messenger RNA. NCBI's taxonomy places the organism in Eukaryota, Fungi, Glomeromycota, Glomeromycetes, Diversisporales, Gigasporaceae. The record is from the annotation of a GenBank genome assembly.
GCUAUUCUUCUAAAUCUUUUUUUAAAAAAAAUACUUUGAGAGAAAUAACUCCUCAAGCAAAUGAUAAUAUUAUUAAAGAUGAAAAUAAAUCAACUUCUCAAGAAGAUAUUUUAAAAAUUUUAAAAAUAUGCAAAAUGAUGAUGAAGAGUUAUUAA